Molecule: messenger RNA, 3905 nt
Organism: Anguilla anguilla (European eel)
Lineage: Eukaryota; Metazoa; Chordata; Actinopteri; Anguilliformes; Anguillidae
Gene: nol6
Product: nucleolar protein 6 (RNA-associated)
Exons: 26
Coding region: 194-3643 (1149 amino acids)
Biological process (GO): tRNA export from nucleus; rRNA processing
Cellular component (GO): UTP-C complex; small-subunit processome; CURI complex
Source: RefSeq, a predicted model, not a curated record
GGGCUGUAUAGGUUGGGAAAACCAUUCGACCAAUCAUAACCUUUCUCAUCGACAGCUUGUCCAAUCAGAGCGAAGUGGAAGUGUCGGGGGGUUGUGUGACCCUGUGUGUCCAUGUGAGAUGGAUCUUGAAUCUACAACUACAUAGAGAAGGGCACAUUAAUUGAAAAAAAUUCUAUUUUUCUGUCGGGAAAUAAUGAAGAGAAAGACAAAUGAAAUGACGGUUGAAUCAGAGAGAGGGAUGGAUGAAGAGGAGUCCUCUCAUGGCGAGGGGGAGGAGGAGGAGGAGGAAGGACGCAAGGGGACGAAGAGGAGCAUGAAGCAGGGUGUUUCUGAGGACGGGGUCUUGCGCCCCGUCAAGAUGACCCGAGGCGAACUUUACAAACCGCCGACUGCAGAGGAGCUGAACCAGCUGAAAGAGGCGGAGAACUUGUUCCACUGCAGCUUGCUGAAGAUGCAGAUGGAGGAGCUGCUGAAGGAAGUGGCCCUGAGCGAGCGCAGGAAGCGGCUGGUGGACUCCUUCGUGCUGAAGGUCACCGAGCUGCUCCACGGCGUGCCGGAAUCGGACGAGGUCGAGCUGAGCGACCAGUCCUGGCUCUCCGAGGACGUGAAGGUGCCCUUCCUCCUGGUGCCCAAGGCCACGAAGGGCAAGUUCCACAUGGCGCCCCCUGCCUCCGUCUCCCUGAUUGGCAGCUACCCGCUGGGCACCUGCACUAAGCCCCGGGUCUCUGUGGACCUGGCCGUCACCAUCCCUGCCGGUGUCCUGCACCCGAAGGAUGCCCUUAACCAGAGGUACCCGCGCAAGAGAGCCCUCUACCUGGCCGGCCUGGCACAGCACCUCUCCUCUUCCCCCGACGUCGGGACCAUGCGCUACUCCUGUCUCCACGGCAACCGCCUCCGCCCGCUGCUGCUGCUCACACCCCCCGGCAAAGACUCGGGCAGCCUGACUCUCAGAGUUCACGCCUGCCCCCCGCCGGGCUUCUUCAAGGCCAGCCGCUUCCACCCGCAGAGGAACAACGUCCGCGCCGACUGGUACACGGGCGUCGCCGCCCCGGAGACGGAUCUCAGUGACCCGCCCACACCCCAUUACAACAGCGCGCUGCUCGGGGACCUUCUACCCAGGGUGCACUUGCAGUUCCUGUCCGCUGUUAGCGCUCAGUGCGCUGCCUUCGCUGACGGUGUGGCCCUGCUCAAAGUGUGGCUGAGGCAGAGAGAGCUGGACCAGGGCGCCGGGUCCUUCAGUGGGUUUGUGGGCUCCAUGCUGGUGGCCUACCUUCUCACCACUCACAGAGUGAGCAACACCAUGACGGCCUAUCAGCUGCUCAGGAACUGCCUGCACUUCCUGGCCUCAACGGACCUGACUGAGAAUGGCAUCACCCUGGCGAAGAACCCCGACUCUACCGCGCCCUCCCUCUCUGAGUUCCACAGCGCCUUCCCGGUGGUCUUUGUGGACCCCUCUGGCCACCUGAACCUGUGCGCGGACGUGACGGCCAACACCUACAAACAGGUUCAGCACGAGGCCACGCUCUCCCUGCAGUUCUGGGACGACCCCACGCUGGACGGCUUCCAGGCUCUGCUGAUGACGCCCAAGCCCCUGAUUCGGACCUACGACCACCUGUUCCAGCUGUGCGGCCUGGUGAAGCUCCAGGCCUCCUGCAAGAAGCUCAACCUUCUCAAUGAACUCAUGGACCACAGCGGGAACUACGUUCUCACUGCGCUCCCUUUUAUUCUGUCCCUCCUGCAACGAGGACUUGGAGAAAGGGUCUUCCUUUUGACACACUCCCUGUCCCCUGAUCCUGAGUGGCCAGUGGACAGUGAACCCCCAAAACACAAGGACCAGCCUCCCCUGUCCUUCGGCCUCCUGCUGAACCCCGAGUUUGCUGCCUCAGUGCUGGAGAAGGGUCCCCCGGCGGACAGCCCGAAGGCUGUGGAGUUCCGGCAGCUGUGGGGUUCUCGGUCGGAGCUGCGGCGGUUCCAGGACGGGUCCAUCACCGAGGCGGUGCUGUGGGCCGGAGCCUCCGCCUAUCAGAGAAGACUGGUCCCCCGUGACAUCAUCACCCACCUGCUGCAGCUUCAUGCCGAUAUCCCAGAGUCCAGCGUGCGUUACACGGGAGGCCUGCUCGAUGAUGUCAUCAUCAGGGGACGGGAGGCCUGCAGCACGGGCGAGGAGGCCAGCCUCAAGGUGGUGCAGUCCUACGACGACCUGAGCCGCAAGCUGUGGCAGCUGGAGGGCCUGCCGCUGUCCAUCACCGCCGUGCAGGGCGCCCACCCCGCCCUCCGGUACACCCAGGUGUUCCCCCCGGAGCCGGUGAAGCUGGACUACUCCUUCUUCGGGCGGGAGAAGGUGUCGCGUGCGCUGGUCCCGUCCGAGGACAAGCCCUGUCCCGUGUACAUCACCCCCGUCAAAGUGAUCUGUCACAUGGAGGGCAGCGGGAAGUGGCCUCACGAGCGGCUGGCCAUCCGCCACAUCAGAGCCGCUUUCCACGUGCGCCUGGGGGAACUGCUGAGCAGACAGCACCGCUACACCUGCCACGCCCGCCCCGCGCACCUGGACGUGUGCAAGGAUGGGCUGGUGUUCCGUAUCCAGGUGGCCUAUCACCGCGAGCCCCAGGUCCUGAGGGAGACCGUCACCCCGGAGGGGAUGCUGUGUUACCGCGACAACCCGGAGGCCCAGGCGCUGGAGCUGGAGACGGUGCACAGGCCGUACCUCACCAGCACGCUGCACGGGCUCCAGCAGCAGCACCCCUCGUUCGGCGGCGCGUGCCGGCUGGCCAAGCGCUGGCUGGGCUCCCAGCUGCUCAGCGGGGACGUGAGCGACGACGUGGCCGACCUCCUGGUGGCCUCGCUGUUCCUGCAGGCCGCUCCCUUCACCCCUCCCGGCUCCCCUCAGGUGGGCCUCCUGCGAUUCCUCCACCUGCUCUCCACCUUCGACUGGAAGAACAGCCCCCUGGUGGUCAACCUGAACGGCCAGCUCACAGCCCCUGACUACGUCGAGAUUAAAAACGAUUUCAUCGCUUCAAGGGAAACCCUGCCGGUCAUGUUCAUCGCCACUCCCAAAGAUAAGAAGCUCUCCGUCUGGACCAAGGACGGUCCGUCCGUACAGAUGCUGCAGCGCCUCACUGUGGUGGCCGCUGAGAGCCUGCGGGUCCUGGAGGCGCAGCUGGUGGACCCCAGCCAGCCGCAGGACGUCCGGGUCGCUCUGCGGCCCCCCCUGGACGCGUACGACGUCCUGAUCCACCUCAACCCCAAGCAGGUGCCCCUGCUGUCCCAGGCAGUGGACCCGCCCCACGCCACCUUUCACCGGGGCGCCGCGCCCGGGGACGCCGCCAGCGGCGGGGGGGCCCUCCCCGUCGUCGACUACGACCCCGUCGGCCGCUACCUGGCCGAGCUCAAGGACUCUUUCGGGGAACUGGCGAUGUUUUUCUGCGAUCCGUACGGCGGGACGGUGAUUGCGGUCCUGUGGAAACCGCAGGCCUUCGCCCCGCUGCCGUUUAAGACCUCACAGAUGAGUGCCCGACGAGUGGAGGUGACUGGAGAGGAGGCGCGCACAGUCCCGAAUGUGGAGGCCAUCUUGGAGGACAUCCGCAUCUUGGGGGAGGGGCUUGUAAAAAAGGUGGAGCCGAGGACUGAGAGAUGGGUGGUGUGAGGAUGUAGCCCACUACCCACUGUCCCUCUGACCCAUGACCCCUCACCAUGUUCCAGAAGAAACUACUCUCUUUGUGCUUUGAUUUACUUUUUAUUUCUUCUUCGGCAAGGAGUUUGUCUUUUCAUUUUUUGUGUCAUGAUUUGUGAUUUAUCAUUUAGAUUAAUGUGGAAGGACCCAUUCUCUCCAAAACCAUCCCAUAUCGUGCAGUUGUGCAUCAGUGACGUUUGUAAAACAAAUAAAAUUACAAACCAUGGAAAAAAAA